Cooperia oncophora is the source of this 711-nucleotide messenger RNA. The record is from the annotation of a GenBank genome assembly. Lineage: Eukaryota; Metazoa; Nematoda; Chromadorea; Rhabditida; Trichostrongylidae.
GGUUACAUUUCAGGUGAAUGUUUACUUGGUGUUGUCUUGGACAAUCGCAAUACUGGGAAAGGCCCGGUAUUCGAAUGCUAUUGUUAUGGUCGACGAGAAGUACUAGAAAUCAGGCCUGAUAGAGGCUUAUGUAGAAGCUAUGAAAUUGUGUUCUCGAUCAAAUCGAGAGAUUGUGAUGGUGUAUACGAUGUGGAUAUCAAAUCGGUUAAUGUAAAUUCGCCGGAAGACAAUAAAGGAGAAGUUUUCCUAGGAAAGGAUGGGGUAGUCAGGAUCAAAACGUAUGUUGCUGUAAGUGAUUGUGCCCGGCAUGAGAGUUAUGAGGAAAAUAUUUUAUGGUCGGAUAAGUUCCAAAGAGUGCUUCGUAGUGAAGAAAGGGAUCAAGUCAAAAAGCUGGUCAUUUAUUCAACCUAUGUUCAAAGGGACAGCUCUAAACUGGCCGUUUCGAACGGAGUAUUAUUUCGAAUAUGUGAUCUUCUGAAAGAAGUUGUUGAUGCGGACCUAGUCCGGCGUUUACGGGACCAAAUGUUGGACGACCAGGUAGAUAACUGGUCUUCAAGGGCCAGCCGUAAUACUAGUUAUUCUCAGAGUCCCGUUGGGGAAGGGUCACAAAGGAAGGCAGACUCAUCAUGUACGAGUUCUACAAGUGAUGGUGGGCCGGUAGUACGUGAUGUACGUUUUGGAAUUACUGACUGCUUCGAAAUUGAUGAAUGA